Cygnus atratus (black swan) is the source of this 1880-nucleotide messenger RNA. RefSeq names its product tripeptidyl peptidase 1 (gene TPP1). The record is from RefSeq and is a predicted model, not a curated record. Lineage: Eukaryota; Metazoa; Chordata; Aves; Anseriformes; Anatidae. Bases 87 to 1823 code for a protein of 578 amino acids. Gene Ontology annotation, molecular function: tripeptidyl-peptidase activity; serine-type endopeptidase activity. The transcript has 13 exons. Gene Ontology annotation, biological process: proteolysis; central nervous system development.
GCCCCCCCCGGCGGCGGCGGCGGCCUCCUCACGUGAGCGGCCGUCACGCGCCCCGCGCCGCACACGUGACCGGGCGCAGCGGCGGGAUGGCGCGGCGGUGCGGGGCGCUCCCCGCCGUGCUGUCGCUGUGCGCGGCCGCCUGGAGCUGCUGCGCCGCGGGGGUGGCCCUGGAGCGGGACCAGCCGUGCCGCCCGCCCCCCGGCUGGGCCCCCGCCGGCCGCGUGAGCCCCGUCCACGACGUGCAGCUGACCCUGGCGCUCCGGCAGCAGGGCACGGCGCGCCUCGCCCGCCUCGUCCGCGCCGUCUCGGACCCGCGCUCGCCGCGAUACGGCAGGUUCCUGUCCCUGGAGCAGCUGCGGGACCUUGUCCAGCCGUCGCCUGCCACGCUGAUGACGGUGCUGAAGUGGCUGCGGGGGCACGGCGUGGAGAGCUGCAGCAGCGUCGCCACCCUCGAUUUCCUGCAGUGCCACAUGCCGGCAAGCACGGCUGAGCGCCUCUUGCCUGGGGCUGAAUUCCACCGGUACGUGAAGGACCAGCGCAGCGUUGUGCGCUCCCCGCUCCCUUACACCAUCCCCGAGGAUCUGGCUGAGCACGUUGACUUCGUGGGUGGCCUGCAUCGGUUCCCUGCGGAGAGGAACGUGGUCAGCAGAGCCUGGGCCAAGGAGCAAGCAGAGCCAGGACAGCCCCAUGGACAGAGAGCGGCUUUCCACCUGGGAGUGACGCCAUCUGUCAUUCGGAAAAGAUACAACAUGACAGGAGGAGAUGUUGGGCUGCUGCCAAACAACAGCCAGGCCUGCGCCCAGUUCUUGGAACAGUACUUCCACCAGGCUGACCUGGCUGAGUUCAUGCAGCUCUUUGGCAGCAGCUUUGCCCACCACUCCAAGGUCGACCAAGUUGUUGGGCACCAGGGCUGGGGCAAGGCUGGGCUGGAGGCCAGCCUGGACGUGGAAUACAUCAUGAGCACGGGUGCCAACAUUUCCACGUGGGUCUUCAGCAAUGCAGGGCGGCAUGAAAGCCAGGAGCCCUUCCUGGCCUGGCUGCUGCUGCUCAGCAACAUGUCAUCACUGCCGUGGGUGCACUCCGUCAGCUAUGGGGACGACGAGGACAGCCUGUCGUUGGCCUACCUGCAGCGUGUGAAUGUGGAGUUCAUGAAGGCGGCUGCCCGUGGCCUGACUGUGCUGUUUGCCUCGGGUGAUGAUGGUGCUGGUUGCAGGAGAGUGCCAGGGGGGAACCACACUUUCCGGCCCAGCUUCCCGGCCUCGAGCCCCUAUGUGACCACCGUGGGUGGAACAUCCUUCAAGAACCCCUUCCUGGUGACUGCGGAGGUGACGGACUACAUCAGCGGCGGGGGCUUCAGCAACGUCUUCCCCAUGCCCGAUUACCAGGCCGCGGCGGUGAGGAGCUUCCUGCGCUCGGCUGCCAAGCUGCCCCCCAGCUCCUACUACAACAGCAGCGGCCGCGCCUACCCCGACCUGGCGGCGCUCUCGGACAACUACUGGGUGGUGACAAACCGCAUCCCGCUGCCCUGGGUGUCGGGCACCUCGGCGUCCACGCCGGUGGUGGCGGGCAUGCUGGCGCUCGUCAACGACCGGCGGCUGCAGCGCGGCCUGGCGCCCCUCGGCUUCCUCAACCCCGCGCUCUACCAGCUGCGGGAGCGGGGACACGGGGCUGCGCUCUACGAUGUGACGCAGGGCUGCCACCUCUCCUGCCUGGACGGCGCCGUGCAGGGACAGGGCUUCUGCGCCGGCCCCGCCUGGGACCCGGUCACCGGCUGGGGCACCCCCAACUUCCCCCGCCUGCUGCGCGCCCUGCUCGAGGCCUGACGGGGCCGGGCGGGGCGGGCGCGGCUCCAGUAAAGGCCCCGCGGCACCGGCCCGGCC